Messenger RNA from Auxenochlorella protothecoides, 1779 nucleotides. RefSeq names its product ADP,ATP carrier protein 1, chloroplastic. NCBI's taxonomy places the organism in Eukaryota, Viridiplantae, Chlorophyta, Trebouxiophyceae, Chlorellales, Chlorellaceae. The coding region runs from base 1 to 1779 and encodes 592 amino acids. Gene Ontology annotation, molecular function: ATP:ADP antiporter activity. The transcript is spliced from 4 exons. The record is from RefSeq and is a predicted model, not a curated record. Gene Ontology annotation, biological process: nucleotide transport. Gene Ontology annotation, cellular component: membrane.
AUGCAGUUCGCCCCCUCGGCCCGGGCUACCCUGCCUGUGGCGAGCUGCCGGCCCCGACUGGUGGCAACUCGCCCCAUUGCUCGUGUGGCAAGCCUGCACACCGCCAAGGCGGCAAUGGUGCCCCAGCCGCUGGUGCGCCUUGGGAUGGCUAGGCCUCUGGGGCUGGCGUCCCUGCCCGCCCAGCAGCGCGCCAAGCCCACUAGCGUGCGCGUGGAGGCCAGCAGCAGCGCAGCUGCCCCCGCCCCGGCCCCCAAGGAGGGUUCCUUCCUGGGCAUCCCUGCCUUCACCUGGCAGAAGAUCGUCCCCCUGGGCAUCAUGUUCUUCUGCAUCCUGUUCAACUACACCAUCCUGCGCGACACCAAGGACGUGCUGGUGGUGACCGCCCCCGGGUCCGGCGCGGAGAUCAUCCCCUUCCUGAAGACGUGGGUGAACCUCCCCAUGGCCAUCGGCUUCACCAUCCUCUACACCAAGCUGGCCAACGUGCUGAACAACGAGCAGCUGUUCUACACCUGCAUCAUCCCCUUCAUCGCCUUCUUCUCCGCAUUUGCCUUCCUGCUCUACCCCCUGCGCGACGUGCUGCACCCCACCGCCUGGGCCACCCAGGCCCUGGCCCAGUACGGCCCGCGCUUCGCCGGCCCCCUGGCCAUCGUGCGCAACUGGACCUUCUGCCUCUUCUACGUCAUGGCCGAGCUGUGGGGGUCGGUGGUGGUGUCGGUGCUCUUCUGGGGCUUUGCCAACCAGAUCACCACCGUGGACGAGGCCAAGCAGUUCUACCCGCUCUUCGGCCUGGGUGCCAACGUGGCCCUCAUCUUCUCCGGCCGUGCCGUCAAGUGGUUCAGCCAGAUCCGGGCCAGCCUGCCCCCGGGCGUCGACGGCUGGGGCUACAGCCUGAAGGGCAUGAUGGGCAUGGUCUCCGCCUUUGGCCUGGUCAUCGUCGCGGUGUUCUACUACCUCAACCGCACCGUGGUGCCAAGGGUGCAGGACGCCAUCCCCAAGCGCGCCAAGAAGAAGAAGGAGCCGAUGUCGGUUGGCGAGUCCUUUGCCUUCCUGGCCAAGUCGGCCUACAUCCGGAACCUGGCCACGCUGGUGGUGGCCUACGGCAUCUCCAUCAACCUGGUGGAGGUAACCUGGAAGUCCAAGAUCAAGCAGCAGUUCCCCAACCCCAACGAGUACUCCGCCUUCAUGGGCGACUUCUCCACCGCCACGGGCGCCGUCACCUUCACCAUGAUGCUGGUGUCGCGCUGGAUCUUCUCCCGCUUCGGAUGGGGCAUGGCCGCCCUCAUCACCCCCACCGUCCUCCUCAUCACCGGCGUGGUCUUCUUCGCAUUGGUGCUGUUCAGCACCCCCCUGACGCCCAUGCUGGCGGGGCUGGGGAUGACCCCCCUCUUCGCCGCCGUGCUGGUGGGCGCGGCGCAGAACAUCUUCUCCAAGUCCUCCAAGUACUCGCUGUUCGACCCCUGCAAGGAGAUGGCCUACAUCCCCCUGGACGACGAGACCAAGACCAAGGGCAAGGCCGCCAUCGACGUCAUCUGCAACCCGCUGGGCAAGUCAGGCGGCGCACUCAUCCAGCAGUUCAUGAUCAUCGGGUUUGGCUCGCUGGCCGCCUCCACCCCCUACCUGGGCAUCAUUCUGCUGGUCAUCGUGGCCGGCUGGAUCGCGGCAGCCAAGGACCUGGACUGGCGCUUCUCCGCACAGCAGACGGAGGCCGCCGAGGCCAAGCUGGAGCUUGCGCGCAGCGACGCGCGUGCCGCACAGGAGGCCAAGGACUCCUCUGCCUGA